Molecule: messenger RNA, 1863 nt
Organism: Papaver somniferum (opium poppy)
Lineage: Eukaryota; Viridiplantae; Streptophyta; Magnoliopsida; Ranunculales; Papaveraceae
Product: pentatricopeptide repeat-containing protein At3g22470, mitochondrial-like
Exons: 1
Coding region: 1209-1751 (180 amino acids)
Molecular function (GO): protein binding
Source: RefSeq, a predicted model, not a curated record
UAAUCUGAAAUUUUACUCGGAAAAGAAUCAAAAGUCUGAAAACAAUGGAGAAUGGGUUUGAUUAGCUUCAAAUCUUAAAUUCAACCCGUCAUCUCUAUUAGCUCUGCUUGCCACCCCCAAAAUACUCAAAAGUUCUCAUAAGAAAUGAAUUUGGGUCGGAGAUUACUGCAGCUACUAGAUUCAAGAGCAGCAGGAGGUAAUUAUUUUCACAAUUCAUUUAUACUGAAUCAUCAUAAUAUUGUGAGAUAUCAUUAUUAUGCUUCUGCUGAUGAUUAUAGUAUAUCACAACUUGAGCAUUUUGUGACGGAUGAGUGUAAAUCUGGAAGAAUCAGGAAUCUUGAUGAUGGGUUGAAAUACUUCGAUCAACUGAUUUCGGAGAGACCAUUACCAUCUAAUGAUACAUUUAAUCAUGUACUGGGGUCAUUAUCAAAGAUUAGAUGCUACUUAGAUGUCAUUUUGUUGUAUAAGAAGAUGAAUUUAGUUGGGGUUCAGCCAAGUAUUUAUACAUUGAGCAUUUUGAUAAAUUGCUGUUGUCGUUUAGGAAAAGUUGAUCAUGGGUUUUGUUUUCUUGGAGAGAUUAUUAAGAGAGGUCAUCAUCCUGACACUAUCACUUUCACUACACUCAUUAAAGGGUUGUGUCUACAAGGGAAGAUUGAUCAUGCAAUCAAAGUGUUCGACAGAAUGACUGAGAUGGGUAAUCAACCUGAUGCUGUUACAUGCAAUACGCUUAUACAUGGACUGUGUGGAACUGGUCAAGUGGAUCCUGCUCUCAAGUUAAUAAACAACAUGUUGAAAUGGAAUUGCAGACCAAAUGUUGUUUCAUAUAAUACCAUUUUAGAUACUCUUUGUAAAGGAGGUUUACUUGAUGAAGCUUUGGUUCUCUUCUCGGAAAUGCUCAACGAUUCGAAUGCUGUGCCCGAUGUAUUUCCUUACAGUAUUUUGAUUAACGGGUUUGGGAAUUCAGGCCGGUUAAAGGAGGCAAACAAACUCUUUGACGAGAUGGUUAGUAGAGGAAUGUAUGCAGAUGUAAAGCUUUAUACUUCUUUAGUUCACCUUCAUUGCCUACAUGGUCAACAGGAACAAGCAAGAAGAUACUUUGAUGAAAUGAUGGAUCAAGGGAUUCCACCCGAUAGGGUAACUUUUAGUAUCUUAAUAGAUUCAAUUGUAAAGAUGGGAUAACGGAAGAUGCUUGGGGGUUAUUUAAACUGAUGGACAAGAUAAACUUACAACCGGAUCAGAUUACUUAUAAUUCAAUGAUGGAUGGUCUGUGUUUAGUAGGUCGUUUGCAACAUGCGGUGAAACUGUUUGACUCGAUGAUAGAUAGGGGCAUUCAGCCAGAUGUUUUCUGUUGCAAUGUAUUAAUCAAUGGGUAUUGUAAGAAUUAUAAGUUGGAUGCAGCUGUGCAACUUUUCCAGAAAAUGAAACAAAAUGGAUUGAAACCCACAACAAUCACCUUCAGUAUAUUGUUAAGGGGAUUAUACCAGGAUGGAAGAAUGAAGACUGCUCAGAAGUUUCUUAAUGAGAUGCAAUCUUUUGGUCAAUCUCCAGAUGAAGUUACAUACGGUACAAUUUUGGAUGGUCUCUGCAAGAAUGGGAAAAUUAUGGAGGCAAUAGAAUUGUUUGAAUCCUUGGAGGGUACUGGUAUCUUAAUUGAUACUCAGAUGUACAAUAUUCUUAUUCAUGGUUUUUGUCAGGCUGGUAAAUUGGAAGAUGCAAUGGAACUGUUUAAUGAGAUUCCAGAAAAGGGAUAGCUCCUAGUGUAGUAACGUAUACCACUAUGAUAAAUGGCUUAUUUGACAACAGGAUGUUCUUGGAGGCUAACAAAUUGAUCAUCGAAAUGGAAGAGAAAGGUUUUUUAUCGGA